This is a messenger RNA of Ricinus communis (castor bean), 2988 nucleotides long. Its product is annotated as vacuolar protein sorting-associated protein 35B-like. Gene Ontology annotation, cellular component: retromer complex; retromer, cargo-selective complex; late endosome. Gene Ontology annotation, biological process: intracellular protein transport; retrograde transport, endosome to Golgi. Lineage: Eukaryota; Viridiplantae; Streptophyta; Magnoliopsida; Malpighiales; Euphorbiaceae. Bases 192 to 2564 code for a protein of 790 amino acids. The record is from RefSeq and is a predicted model, not a curated record. The transcript is spliced from 22 exons.
AGUGAAAAUUAAAAGUAUAACCACUUUUGCUUUGCUAUCUUUCAGUUGGCAUUUCCGGCUGAGCAUAAUAGUAACAGAUAAAAAAAAAGAUCAGUAUUCAUAUAGAAGGGUUAAAAAAAAGUUAUGUUACGUUUUCUAAACUGUUGAACAGAGCAGCAGAGCGUAGGGAGGGAGUCAAUACAAGAAAGAAGAUGAUCUUAGACCGCAUAGAAGAUGAAGAGAAAUGGCUUGCAGAAGGAAUCGCUGCCAUUCAGCAUAACGCCUUUUACAUGCAUCGCGCUCUGGAUUCAAACAAUCUCAGAGACGCCCUCAAAUACUCUGCUCAGAUGCUGUCCGAGCUCCGAACUUCAAAACUCUCUCCUCACAAAUACUACGACCUAUAUAUGAGAGCUUUUGAUGAAUUAAGGAAGCUGGAGAUCUUUUUCAAGGACGAGAGUAGACACGGCGUUUCCGUGGUAGAUUUAUAUGAGCUAGUGCAGCAUGCUGGAAAUAUUUUGCCUAGAUUGUAUCUGCUAUGUACGGUAGGAUCAGUUUACAUUAAAUCAAAGGAGGCACCGGCAAAAGAUGUGCUUAAGGAUCUUGUCGAAAUGUGUCGUGGUGUUCAACAUCCAAUUCGUGGACUCUUUCUUAGAAGUUACCUUGCUCAAGUUAGCAGAGAUAAAUUGCCUGAUAUUGGUUCUGAGUAUGAAGGAGAUGCUGGCACGGUCAUGGAUGCUAUAGAGUUUGUGCUGCAAAACUUUACUGAGAUGAAUAAACUUUGGGUUCGAAUGCAGUAUCAGGGACCUGGUCGGGUAAGAGAGAAGCAGGACAAGGAAAGAAGCGAGCUACGUGAUCUUGUAGGGAAGAAUCUCCAUGUUCUUAGUCAAAUAGAAGGCGUGGAUCUUGAAAUAUACAGAGACACUGUUCUUCCCAGAGUUUUAGAGCAGGUUGUUAACUGUAAAGAUGAGCUUGCACAAUAUUAUCUGAUGGAUUGCAUAAUUCAGGUUUUUCCAGAUGAGUACCACUUGCAGACCCUUGACACAUUAUUAGGUGCUUGUCCUCAGCUUCAGCCAGCAGUUGAUGUUAAGACAGUGCUAUCACGGUUGAUGGAGAGGUUAUCUAAUUAUGCUGCCUCAAGUGAAGAUGUUUUAUCCCAGUUCCUGCAAGUAGAAGCUUUCACUAAGUUGAGCAGUGCUAUAGGGAAGGUGAUAGAAGCUCAGACAGACAUGCCAAUUGUUGGAGCCAUUACAUUGUACUCAUCCCUUCUUACAUUUACACUCUAUGUACAUCCAGAUCGGCUGGAUUAUGUGGAUCUAGUGCUGGGGGCAUGUGUGAAGAAGCUUUCUGGAAAGCCAAAGCUUGAAGACAGCAGAGCAACAAAACAAAUAGUUGCACUUCUGAGUGCUCCAUUAGAGAAAUACAAUAAUGCUGUCACUGCCUUGACUCUUUCAAAUUAUCCUCUUGUCAUGGACCGCCUUGAUAAUGAAACUAACAAGCUCAUGGCAAUGGUUAUCAUUCAAAGCAUUAUGAAAAAUAAUACAUGUAUUUCUAGUGCUGAUAAGGUUGAAGUGUUGUUUGAAUUGGUAAAAGGCCUCAUUAAGGAUUUGGAUGGAACUAUGGUAGAUGAGCUAGAUGAGGAGGAUUUCAAAGAAGAACAAGACUCUGUUGCUCGCCUUAUACACAUGCUUUAUAAUAAUGAUCCAGAGGAAAUGUUGAAGAUUAUAUGUACCGUGAGGAAGCAUAUAAUGGCUGGAGGACCAAAACGCUUACCUUUUACAAUUCCUCCUCUCAUAUUUUCUGCACUAAGGCUGGUCAGACAGUUGCAAGGUCAGGAUGGAGAUAUAGUGGGCGAAGAACUGCCUCCGACACCUAGGAAGAUUUUUCAACUCGUAAAUCAGACCAUUGAGGCUCUUUCAUCUGUUCCAUCGCCUGAGCUCGCAUUAAGAUUGUAUUUACAAUGUGCUGAGGCUGCAAAUAACUGCGAUCUUGAGCCAGUUGCUUAUGAAUUUUUCACUCAGGCAUUUGUGUUAUAUGAAGAAGAAAUUGCGGACUCCAAGGCCCAGCUGACUGCAAUACAUCUAAUUAUUGGUACACUUCAAAGGAUGAAUGUAUUUGGUGUUGAGAACAGGGAUACAUUAACACACAAGGCCACUGGAUAUUCUGCAAAGCUGUUGAAGAAACCUGAUCAGUGCAGAGCAGUUUAUGCCUGUUCACAUCUAUUUUGGAUGGAUGAUCAGGGUGGCAUCAAGGAUGGAGAAAGGGUCCUGCUCUGCCUGAGGCGGGCGUUGAGGAUUGCAAAUGCUGCCCAGCAAAUGGCCAAUGUUGCAAGAGGUAGCAGUGGACCAGUUAUACUCUUCGUAGAAAUAUUGAACAAGUACCUAUACUUUUUUGAGAAAGGGAACCCACAGGUUACUAGUGGUGCAAUUCAGAGCUUAAUUGAAUUAAUAAAUACUGAAAUGCAAAGUGACUCUACAACCCCAGAUUCAGCUGCAAAUGCUUUCUUUGCUAGCACAGUUAGGUAUAUUCAGUUCCAGAAACAAAAAGGUGGUAUUAUGAGUGAGAAAUACGAUCCCAUCAAGGUGUGACUUGCUUGUGGAGGAAGGUGUAUUAAAAGCUGAAUGCCCUUAAACAAGCUGUUUGGGUUUUGGUGGAAGGAAUUGUCGGACUCUGGUAUAAUCUGCUACUGCAGUAUUAACUUUUUGAGGAGAAGAAAGGGAAGUUUAUGGGGAUAGGAAAAAGGCAUCACGUCUCCAAUUUUAAAUUGAAAAUUUUCUUUGAUCGGAUCAAUUUAUUCUCGUCUCUCCGGGAUUCAGACUUGUGUAACUUUGUCCAUUAUUGUGCGGAAAGUCCCAGAAAAUAACUGGUUGAACAGGGUGGGCUAUGGUGUAUAGGUUCUUUACAUCCUCGUGUCUCUCAUUUGUCGUCCUUCCGUUUCUGGUGUAUGCAGAGGUUUCAUGUACUGCGCAUUGGAUUUACUCAAUAAAAAAAUUAUAUAUGAUUGUAUUACAA